AUGAGAAAGCUCAAGUUUCAUGAACAAAAGCUGCUCAAGAAGGUGGAUUUUCUCGAAUGGAAGUCAGACCAAUCGCUCAGAGAAAAUGCAGUCAUGAGAAAGUAUCAUGUUCAGGACAGAGAACAUUACAUCAAAUACAACAAGUUAUGUGGAAGGAUAAAGCGCACGGCCAAUCUCUUGUCGCUACUAGAUCCAAGAGAUCCGUUCAGAACAAAGACUUCAGAAGCCCUCAUGCAGAAACUCUACCAGAUGGGACUCGUAACCAGCAAAGAAAACCUAUCACAAUGUGAAAAGCUCACCGUAUCUUCAUUCUGUCGACGACGACUACCCAUCGUCAUGCUCAAACUCAAAUUGUCUGAAACUGCCAAAGAAGCUGUACAGUUUAUCGAACAAGGCCACAUCCGUGUAGGUCCUGAAACUGUUACAGAUCCGGCCUUCUUGGUCACCAGGAAUAUGGAAGACUUUGUCACUUGGGUCGAUACUAGCAAGAUAAAGAGAAAUAUCCUGAAGUAUAAUGAUAAACUGGAUGAUUUCGAUUUGCUAUAA
Messenger RNA from Synchytrium microbalum, 546 nucleotides. RefSeq lists its product as uncharacterized. NCBI's taxonomy places the organism in Eukaryota, Fungi, Chytridiomycota, Chytridiomycetes, Synchytriales, Synchytriaceae. The transcript is spliced from 3 exons. Gene Ontology annotation, biological process: rRNA processing. The record is from RefSeq and is a predicted model, not a curated record. Gene Ontology annotation, cellular component: small-subunit processome; Mpp10 complex; small ribosomal subunit. The coding region runs from base 1 to 546 and encodes 181 amino acids. Gene Ontology annotation, molecular function: rRNA binding; structural constituent of ribosome; snoRNA binding.